Messenger RNA from Phragmites australis (common reed), 926 nucleotides. RefSeq lists its product as uncharacterized. NCBI's taxonomy places the organism in Eukaryota, Viridiplantae, Streptophyta, Magnoliopsida, Poales, Poaceae. The transcript has a single exon. The record is from RefSeq and is a predicted model, not a curated record. The coding region runs from base 28 to 639 and encodes 203 amino acids.
GAGAGAGAGAGAGCCCGCUCGGCGGCAAUGGAAGAGUGGAGGAAGCUGGCGGAGGCGGUGCCAGGAACACUACUGAUCGUCGCCCAAGACACCACGACAGGACUCCUCAGCACGGUGGAGUCCACCCACAGGAAGCUCGCCGCGUGCGUCCACGUGGUUGGCAUGUAUCGGACGGGCGCAAGGCGCAACGACAUCGGCGACGCCACCGACGCGCCGCUCGCCGGGGGGUUCCCCUCCGCGGACCUCGACGGCGCCCUCCGCGAGCUGGCGCGCCUCGGCGCGCUCCACGCUUGGGCCGGCCACGUCUUCGUCCUCUACGGAGCGCGCUUCGGCCUCCAGGGCGUCGGCGAUCCGCUGUGGCAGAGCUGGCAGCAGCACCGCGCCGACACCCUCGGCCACGCCGCGGACGCGCUGCGGAGGCUACGGGCCGCCGCCUCGCACUCCCGGGCGACCGAGGACGCCAUCCGCGUGGCCCGGUCCUUCCCUCGCGGGUCACCCGACUGGAACGCGUGGAUGUCGGCGUCCCUGCAGCUUGCGCCCCACGCCAUCGUCGGCACCGCCAUGGCGUUCCUCGCCCUGCGCCGGAUGCGCGACGCGGUUGCUCGGGAGUUCUACGACGCCUGGAGGGCUCUGAACUGAACCGCUAAGCGCGUGGGCGUGGCGUCCAUCUCCAAGAACGCAACUGCUGUAUCUCCAUCGAUCGAUUCCUCCCUGCAGGCCAGGAUGUGAGUUUUCCUCUUUCCCAGAGAUUUUAUCGAUCGGAGUUGCUAAGCUUGCGCACGUGAGGCUAUCUUGACAGUUCGUUUGUUUGCGGAGGAACAUGUGAAUACCGAAUACAUGAUACUACAUUGAUCUGUCUUGCUCGAUCGCAUUCGAAUAUCAGUAGUUGAUGAACAAGAUUUCACCAGUUACAACAAGUAUAUGAG